GGCGACUUGUCGCCGUAGCGCAGGACCCCGCAGUGUGUCCGGCAGCUCAACGCCUGAACAGAAUCACAGCAUAAACGUCCGGUCCAGAGGAACACCGCGGUGCGUCAUCUAGUCUGCACCUUCUGCGGGUAUUCAUCUCAUCUCUCGACCAACGUUAUCCUCUACAAAGCAGCAGCAGCGGGCUGCAUCCAGGGACGCAGAAUGGACCCACAGAAGAUCUCGGACUUGAAGGCCUUCGUGCAGUUAUGCCAGUCCAACUCGUCGGUGCUGCACCUGCCGGAGAUGGAGUUCUUCAGGACGUGGCUGAAGGGAAUGGGCGCCUUUAUCCCUCUACCCAGAAAGAGCGAGGGUUCGUGCAAGGGCGGCUGUCCAUGCGGUCCCAAGUCCUCCGCCGCCCAAGAGGAGGCCAUCUCCGAGGACGAGAGUGACAUAGAGAUCGACAACGAGGGCGUGAUCGAGCCCGACACGGACGAGCCUCAGGAGAUGGGGGACUUCGAGAACCUGGAGGUGACGGAGGAGAUGAUGGAGCAGGCCAACGACAAGAAGAUGGAGGCCAUCAACGCCCUGGGAGAGGGGGACCUGCCGAAGGCUCUGGAGCUCUUCACCGACGCCAUCAAGCUCAACCCCUGCGUGGCCAUCCUGUAUGCCAAGAGGGCCAGUGUCUUCAUCCAGAUGAAGAAGCCCAACGCCGCCAAGAGAGACUGCGACCGCGCCAUCACCAUCAACCCCGACUCUGCACAGCCCUACAAGUGGAGGGGGAAGGCCAACAAGCUCCUGGGGAACUGGGAGGAGGCGGCUAAGGACCUGGCCACGGCCUGCAAGCUGGACUACGACGAGGACGCCUCGGCCCUGCUGAAGGAGGUGCAGCCCAAGGCCACCAAGAUCAUCGAGCACCGACGCAAGUACGAGCGCAAGAGGGAGGAGAAGGAGAUCAAGGACAAGAAGGAGCGCAUCAAGAAGGCCAAAGAGGAGCACGAGCGCGCCCAGAAGGGGGAGGAUGCCCGGCAGGCGUCUGGAGGAGGAGGAGCCGGAGGAUUCCCAGGGUUCCCAGGGGCCGGCGGCUUCCCAGGAGGGGCCGGAGGUUUCCCAGGAGGGGCCGGAGGUUUCCCAGGAGGGGCCGGAGGUUUCCCAGGAGGGGCCGGAGGUUUCCCAGGAGGGGCCGGAGGUUUCCCAGGAGGGGCCGGUGGGGCCGGUGGGUCUCCCUUCGGUAUGCCCGGGAUCGGGGAUCUGUUGAACGACCCCGAGGUGCUGAACGCCAUGAAGGACCAAGACGUCAUGGACGCCUUCCAGGACGUGGCCCAGAACCCGGCCAACAUCUCAAAGUACCAGGGCAACCCCAAGAUCAUGGCCCUCAUCACCAAGCUGAGCGCCAAGUUCGGGGCUCCUCCUCAGACCUAGAGAGUAGUGGGAGGGAGGAGGCUGGCCGACGUGUUUAUUCCACUGUGUACCGAUCAGUUAGGGACAUGGGGGGCUGCAUCGACGCAGGGCGGUGGGACUGCAGAAGGCAUGCUCUAAAAAUGUUUCUACUAUAAAAGGUGUGCUGCGAAAAGCAGACCAAGAAAAGACCUAAUGGAAAAUGUAACCUUACCGACUCUAGUCUUAUUAACAGCUGUGGGGUUCUCAGGGUGGGGGGAGGGGGGGCAGAGGUCUGAUGUCCAUCCACUAUCCACACCCACCUCCCUGUUGUCUUUAGCCUGCAUUACAAUGAUUUCGAACGUUUUUUCCACGACCGAUGCGUGACCCAGACCCGAGCCAACGCCAAUGCAGGCACUUUUAAAAGUUAUUUUCCUGUCAACUGAAAUGUUUCUUUCCCUAUUCCAAGUUCAAUAUUUUCUAAUGGUUUGCCUCCUUUACUGUAUUACUUGUUCCCUGUUACUUUCAAUGCAAAAAAGUUUUUUGGUAUCUGAAGUCAAAUCACAAUAAAUUUUGAUUGUCACAUGA
Gadus morhua (Atlantic cod) is the source of this 1941-nucleotide messenger RNA. RefSeq names its product ST13 Hsp70 interacting protein (gene st13). NCBI's taxonomy places the organism in Eukaryota, Metazoa, Chordata, Actinopteri, Gadiformes, Gadidae. Gene Ontology annotation, molecular function: Hsp70 protein binding; protein dimerization activity. Bases 202 to 1398 code for a protein of 398 amino acids. The record is from RefSeq and is a predicted model, not a curated record. The transcript is spliced from 12 exons.